AGGCGGGUCCUCACGAAAUCACCCGAUGGUGGAAGGCGAUGUCGACGAAUCGGCGUCCGGGACGUCGGGAACCAACAAGAAAAUUUUGUUCACAAAAAAACCCUCGGUAUGGAAAGAUUUUGAUAAUUGGAUAAAUGACGAGCCAGAAAAUCGAUACGACUUAUUUCAAGUGGUAAAAUCUGCAAUGCUUCUUCAAUCAGGAUAUACAACUAUUUUGAUGGAUCAAGUAACUGAUAAUGGAGCUGAUGAAUUGAGAAUAUCUCUAGAAUAUUCCAAUUUCAUAAAAAUUGUCAAUAGCACGAAAUUGGUAGUAGGCAAAGAACAAUGUCCACCUUCAAAUGUUUUCACCCUGCUUGCGGAAAUAUUUGCAAAUACACCCGGAAAUACUUCGGAAGUCGGGCGAAUCAGUACUUGGUUGACCAGCCAUCUUGGAGCUCUAUUGCAUAAUGAUGUAAUCUGGAAGAUCCAUUUUUUCGAUCCCGAUCUUUUUCGCUCUGUAUACUGGCAGUUGAUAUUUACAUUGAAGUUAGCUCCAGGCGAUACGGAAAAUCUGGAAGAAGACGAAAAUUAUGCAAAGCUAUUGUUCUCCUGUUUUAUCACUGCCGUUAUGGUUGCACUUUGGCAUGAUCACGAGAUGUCGUUCAAUUCAAUAUGUCCUGACUAUCUAAAACCUGAAACUGCUUCUGAAUAUAUGGUGAUGUUAAUUUCGUCGCCUCCAUUUAGGAGUCUAUCACAAUUUUUCCUUUUUGGACUUCAUCUUCUUGGAAAGUAUCAGUCGGAAGGCGGUUGUGUAGUGGUUCGGGAAGAAGCAUAUAUUGCAGAAAUCAGACAAAAUGACGAAGAAAAGAGACAAAGUAUUGAAACUCGGACUAACUUGAUUUCCGAUGACAUGGUUUAUGACGACGGAGAAGAUCUAUUGGAACAAAUCGAUCGAGUUCAGCAGUUACAUGAAGCACAUUGUAUUGUUCUGUUGAAAAAGGGGUUUCUCAAAGCUCCCGAUGGCUUCAAAAUAGUUCAAAAAGGUGGCCGACCAAGAAAAUAUCCUGCAAGUGCUACUAAAAAGCGAAAGGUUGAUGGAGCAACAAUAUCGGGUGAAGUAGAGGAUAGACAACCGCAUCAAAGCCCUCGUCUUCAGAAGAAAACACCGAGAUCGUCGCCAAAGAAAAAAAUGAGCAAGGAAUCUCCGAUAAACCAUCAGAAAGAGCCCAUUGAUGAGCAAAAACCUUCUACAUCAUUGCCCAUUUAUUCUGUUGCCACGCUGAAGCCACGUCGAAAAGUUGUCAAAACGGCGGACGAAGUUGGACUAUGUGCACCAAUUUUUGUAAUGCAAUCUGAACUUCUCAAAAAGUUCAGAGAAGAGGUUCAACGUCGGUAUGCCGAAGGAUCUAGUGCUAGUGACCAGGAAAGAGUUCGAAAUAUGGUUUAUGAAGCAUAUGACAAUAUAUAUCAUAUUAAUCGACUCUCGGCAAAUGAAGGGCCUCGGAUCCUCACAUCAGACCAGAAGUUGGUAAUGCAGCAAUAUAAAACAACAUUUCGCCAAGGUCCUACUUUUGCAGAAGAAACUGAAAGCGAUGUAGAGGAAGAGGAGGAAAAGAAAGUUGUGGAAGUUGUGACUGCAAAAGUGAUCAAAGGCUCGGCGAAAUCUUCAAAAAAGUUCAAACGUCGUUACUGAAAAUGUUCUGAAAUCUAGAUUAUGUGUGUCUGUAUAUAUUAUUCUAUAUUUAUUUCAUGUGGCUUUAAAAUUCCCGUCUAGCUGUUAUAAUCUUAUGAUAUUUUGAAAAUUUGAAAAUUUUAUUGAUAUUCUGCGUGCCUAUAUGAUAUCCGCUGUAUUCAUCUAUCUCGUGAUGUUCCCCGUUUUACCUACCUCGGAAUAUUUCCAAUUGCAUCAUGCAUUAAUUGUACGAGGAUACUCAUCGAUUCACCCCCUAAACAUUCAUUAUUACUUUAUUGACUUAACCGCUUAUAAAAAUGAAUACGAAUAAACUGUAAAAUAUAACAAUCAAGAA
Molecule: messenger RNA, 2006 nt
Organism: Caenorhabditis elegans
Lineage: Eukaryota; Metazoa; Nematoda; Chromadorea; Rhabditida; Rhabditidae
Gene: C50B6.3
Product: DUF3452 domain-containing protein
Exons: 5
Coding region: 26-1672 (548 amino acids)
Source: RefSeq, marked reviewed